AAAAAAUUCAUCCGGCCGUGUCGGUGUGUUUAGUUUUCCCGUGAGAAGAGCUGGGAGUGGGCAUGGACACCGUCGCCUCCCUGUCGCCUCUGCGCCACGGCCACCCAUCUUCUUCGUCGCCGGCGUCAUGCAAUACCAGUCGCCCUAGUCCGUGGCUGCUCAAGCUCAAGCAGAGGAGCUUGAUCAGUAGCAGUAACUCACUACCAGCCCGGCCAAGGGCAUGGCCGCCUCGUGCUUCUGCUUCCGCUUCUAGUGCCGCGACGCCGCCGCCGCCGCAGCAGCAGCAGAAAGAGAAAGACCUCGUCUUCGUGGCCGGCGCCACCGGAAGAGUUGGCUCCCGAGCCGUAAGGGAGCUCAUCAAGCUUGGCUUCCGUGUCCGCGCUGCCGUCAGGAACGCGGAGAGGGCGUCGUCCCUGGUGCAGAGCGUCCAGCAGCUGAAACUAGACGGCAACGCAGCAGCUGCGAUUUCGCCCUCGGAGAAGCUUGAGAUCGUGGAGUGUGAUCUGGAGAAGCAGCCGCAGGACGGCAUCGUUGAGGCCAUCGGCAAUGCUUCACUGGUGGUGUGCUCCAUUGGUGCCAGCGAGAAGGAGAUCUUGGAUGUCACGGGGCCGUACCGCAUCGACUACAUGGCCACCACCAAGCUUGUACAAGCAGCCACUGCUGCACAGGUCGAGCACUUCGUCCUGGUUACAUCCCUGGGCACCAACAGGAUCGGCUUCCCUGCGUUCCUCCUCAACUUGUUCUGGGGCGUUCUGCUCUGGAAGAGACGAGCUGAAGAAGCACUCAUCGCCAGUGGCAUCCCAUACACGAUCAUAAGGCCCGGAGGAAUGGAGAGGCCGACAGACACUUUUAAGGAGACACACAACCUGGUGGUGGCAAUGGAGGACACCUACGUGGGUGGCCUCGUCUCCAACCUCCAGGUGGCGGAGCUCAUCGGAUGCAUGGCCAACAAUAGGAGGGCGGCCUACUGCAAGGUGGUGGAGGUGAUCGCCGAGACAACCGCGCCGCUGCUGCCAAUGGAGCAGCUCCUCGCCGCCAUCCCUUCCAAGAGGGAACCCCCCGCCGAGGACGAAACGGAGAAGGUGAAGUCAAUAGCCAAUGGGUGAGCCAAAGCCAGACCCUCCAGCAGAGAGCCGGCGAAAGCAGAGCGACCACUCUCACCGUACACAUCGUACAAGGACCUGAAGGCUCCAAGCUCAUCAACCCUAUCGGCGCCCAAGAUAUAGAUAUAAAUUUUUUUUGUUCAUUCUUAUAUGUUUUUCUACUUGGUACUCCAUCCGUUCCAAAUUAUAAGUUUUUUUUCGAAUCACACAGCACAGACGUAGACACUCA
Molecule: messenger RNA, 1332 nt
Organism: Setaria italica (foxtail millet)
Lineage: Eukaryota; Viridiplantae; Streptophyta; Magnoliopsida; Poales; Poaceae
Product: protein TIC 62, chloroplastic
Exons: 7
Coding region: 63-1106 (347 amino acids)
Source: RefSeq, a predicted model, not a curated record